Messenger RNA from Suillus plorans, 498 nucleotides. RefSeq names its product histidine phosphatase superfamily. The transcript is spliced from 2 exons. Gene Ontology annotation, molecular function: acid phosphatase activity. The annotation marks the transcript as partial. The record is from RefSeq and is a predicted model, not a curated record. Lineage: Eukaryota; Fungi; Basidiomycota; Agaricomycetes; Boletales; Suillaceae.
ACAACAUUAGCUGGUGCUGAACCUGCAGCCAUUGUCACUGCCAUCCCGUUCUCUAAGGUCGAGAACAUAUUUCCCUUGUCGAGGCCCAAUUCAGCGGACGGUGCAGACAGCACUUUCAAUGUGACAUGUCACUGGGGCAACUUGUCACCCAUGUACUCCGUGGAGUCGUUUGGUCUUCCUGACGCAUCCCCCGUCAUCCCAGAAGGGUGUGGCCUCAAUGCAGUGCAUCUCUUGAUGCGCCAUAGCGCUCGCUAUCCAACUUCUGACUCCAGACCUUCUCAGUUCGCUUCUGACAUUCAUGCUGCUGCACUGAAAGAAGGCUUCAGUGCCACUGAUGAUUUGGAAUUCUUGACAACCUGGACAUAUAGGUUGGGCGCCGAGAUCUUGACGCCUUUCAUCCGCAAGUCGCUCUUUAGCAACGGGGUUGCCUUUCGCUACAGAUAUGGGAAGUUGUUUAAUGCAUUCAUGGACCUCCCAGUAUUCCGCACUACUUCUGAA